GCCGGCCGGGCGCGGAGGGCUCCGGGGCGCGGGUGUGGGCUCUCUCGGGCAGCCGAGCCCGGCAGAUGGGCGCGUGAGAAGGAGAGUGGGGAGAUGGACUGCUAUCUGCGUCGCCUCAAACAGGAGCUGAUGUCCAUGAAGGAGGUGGGUGAUGGCUUACAGGACCAGAUGAACUGUAUGAUGGGUGCGCUGCAAGAACUGAAGCUCCUUCAGGUGCAGACGGCAUUGGAACAGCUGGAUAUUUCUGGAGGGCAUCCUGCCCCAGGCAACCCUGAAAGUCCGCAGACCCAGCCCGAGCACCCGCCAUGGGAGGGUGGCAGAGCGCCUGCCAGGCCCGCGGCCUGCUCCCUCUCCAGCCAGCCCCCUCUUGGCUGCAGCCCCAAGGUUCCACCCCACCCGAGUGUCUGUGGCAGGGAUACAGCCCCCCCGCCCAGGACACAGCCGCUGGAUCGCCAGAGCCGCGGCCAGCAGGGGUCGGAGCAAGUGGAACCCGAUGACUGGACCUCCACACUGAUGUCCCGGGGCCGGAACCGACAGCCUCUCGUGUUAGGGGACAAUGUUUUUGCGGACCUGGUGGGCAACUGGCUGGACUUACCAGAACUGGAGAAGUCUGGGGAGAAGGGUGAGCCUCGGGGGGCAGGGGAGCCCCAGGCAGAGAAAGGCCAGCCCCGGGAGCUGGGCCGCAAGUUCGCCUUGACCGCCAACAUCUUUAGGAAGUUCCUGAGAAGCGUGCGGCCUGACCGGGACCGGCUGCUGAAGGAGAAGCCAGGCUGGGUGACGCCCACAGCCUCUGAGCCCCGGGCCGGGCGCUCCCAGAAAGUCAAGAAGCGCAGCCACUCCAAGGGCUCCAGCCGCUGCGCCUUCCCGGGCACCGGGGAGCCCCGGAGAGCGGACAGUCCUGCCGCAAGGUGCCCCAAGGCCCUGGAGGCCUCACCCUCCGGCUUUGAUGUGAACUCAGCUGUUUGGGUCUGAAUCCCCGAGAUGGAAAGUUGACUGAACCUGACCAGGUCCCAAGGCUGGGCCGCGGGGAGGAGAGGGCGGGUGAUGUUAAGAAGGCCCAACUCCAAGUUCUCAGCACGGGGAGGAGGGGAGUGUGGC
Messenger RNA from Lepus europaeus (European hare), 1098 nucleotides. RefSeq names its product inka box actin regulator 2 (gene INKA2). The transcript is spliced from 2 exons. Bases 94 to 972 code for a protein of 292 amino acids. The record is from RefSeq and is a predicted model, not a curated record. Gene Ontology annotation, cellular component: nucleus. Gene Ontology annotation, molecular function: protein kinase binding; protein serine/threonine kinase inhibitor activity. NCBI's taxonomy places the organism in Eukaryota, Metazoa, Chordata, Mammalia, Lagomorpha, Leporidae.